Molecule: messenger RNA, 781 nt
Organism: Pteropus alecto (black flying fox)
Lineage: Eukaryota; Metazoa; Chordata; Mammalia; Chiroptera; Pteropodidae
Gene: ANKRD7
Product: ankyrin repeat domain 7
Exons: 5
Coding region: 1-762 (253 amino acids)
Molecular function (GO): protein binding
Source: RefSeq, a predicted model, not a curated record
AUGAAGAAGCUUUUUACAUUCUGGAAAAGGAAGAAUGAGCCCCACAGCUCCUCCUCACACCGGUCUGUAGGCCGGGCCAGUACUGGUCCGCCCACCUACCUGGGCUACAACCUCCGGGAUAAGGAUUUAAAGAAACUUCAUAAAGCUGCCGCAGUCGGGGACUUGGAGAAGGUGAAGAAGUAUCUCCAAAAACAUGAUGUCAACAUUCGGGACAGAGAACACAGAACACCUUUGCACCUGGCCUGUGCUUAUGGAUAUUCGAAUGUUGUAUCUCUCUUAAUUGAGAAACAAUGCAAAAUAAAUGUCUGGGAUAGUGAAAACAGAUCUCCAUUGACUAAGGCAGUCCAGUGUGAAAAGGAGAGCUGUGCUACCCUUCUCCUAGACCAAGGCGCAGACCCGGACCUGGUGGACCUAGAUGGCAACACUGCUCUUCACUACGCUGUCUGUGGUCACAGCACCUCCUUAGUCAGAAUACUGCUUCAGCACAAAGCUAAUCUUGAAGCUCAAAAUAAGGAUGGGUACACUCCACUUUUACUUGCCAUUGCUGAAAAUAAAGCAGAAAUGGUAGAAUUUCUUCUGAAGAGAGGGGCAGAUGUGAAUGCUUCAGAUAACAAUCAGAGAACAGCCCUUAUGAUUGCUCUAAGUGAGGAACCAACGAGUUUAGUCAGUCUUCUUCUUCAGCAAGAAGUGGACCUAUCUUGCCGAGAUAUUUAUGGAUUCACAGCUGAGGAAUAUGCUUCUUUUAAUGGUUUUACUAUGUAAGUGAUACCGCAUCUCUUUU